AUGAUUGUUGUUAUUCUUCUGGCCUUACUGGGCCCCCUCUCUUGGGUGGGCCCUGUGACGCUAGUAUCUGCCACUCCCAGCUCGGUUGCUUGGUACCUGUUCCUGCUGAGCACAUCUGGACCCCUGUUGGGACGUUGUAAGAUCAACCUGGCUCUCCUGAUUCAGCGUCAAGAGCCCAGCCACCCUAAUGCAGGGGUGUUUCCACCUAUCAGAGGUCCUGCCAACCCCAGCUCCUGGUUUCCUGUUGGAGGUCCUGCAGACACCUGCACCUGGGUGGAUAUGUCCUUCCAGUGUGCAACAAUGAAGAAAGAAUCUACCGCACCUUCAAACCUGGCCAAGAUGUCAUCCUGCCCUGUGGCUUUCCACCAGCCUCCAAACCUCUUCAGUGCUCUUAUAUUUCAUGGCUUUAUAACAGAGAUCAAGAAGACACCUUAUUUCAGACAAGGAGAGGACUGCCUUCCAACAGUGUGCAACAAUGAAGAAAGAAUCUACCGCACCUUCAAACCUGGCCAGGAUGUCAUCCUGCCCUGUGGCUUUCCACCAGCCUCUGAAUCUCUUCCAUGCUCUUACAUUUCAUGGCUUUAUAACAGAGAUCAAGAGGACACCUUAUUUCAGACAAGAAGAGGACUGGUGAAGCAGAUGUCAACCCGAGCUGACCGGCUGGGUAUGGACGCCAACUGUUCUCUAGUGAUUAAACAGGCCACUCCUGAGGAUGCUGGUCGCUACACGUGUCGAUUGGGUGAUUCUGAUUGUUAUGAUGUUACUGUUUUUCUCAGUCUUCCAACAGUCUUUUUGUCACGGACAAUCUCUGAUACGUGGACCAAUGAUGAACCCAUAGUAGAGUGCUCUCUGUUAAGAUAUAUGGGUGCGAGUUUCUUUCAACCAAAACUUCUCCGCUGGGUGCAUCAGACAGGGGCUCUGAUUACUGACGGUGUUACUGCGAGUUCCAGAGAUGCAGACUAUUUCUGCAACAUGAAUGUGACGCGCCAGAGCAACGGCAAAUUCACCUGCCAAGCAGUUAACAAGGAGAACAAUGUGGAGAUACAGGACGACUUCACACCUUUAGUCCCAAGAGCUCGAUGUAAGACCAUCGCUAAAGGCGACAUCGUGAUGCUGGUGGACGGCUCUGGAAGUGUUGGACUUGAUAACUUCAAAAUCAUCUGCGACGUCAUCACUCGGAUAGUUGAAGCAUUUAACAUCGGCCCUGAAAAAGUUCAGAUUGGUCUGACUCAGUACAGUGGAGACGCAAAGACCGAGUGGUCCCUGAAUAAGUACAGAACCAAGGGAUCCCUGAAGAAUGCUCUUGCCAAUUUGCAAUACAAAAAGGGUAACACCAACACAGGAGCGGCUCUGACACACAUCCUGGAGAAUGACUUCAAACCUAUGGCUGGGAUGCGGAGGGACUCUCGAAAAAUUGUCGUCCUCCUUGUUGAUGGAACUUCCCAAGAUGACACUGUCAAUCCUUCGUGGGAGCUGAAGAGACAGGGCAUUGAGCUGUAUGCCAUUGGUGUGCGUGAUGCUAGCACCAAAGAAUUAAAGGGCAUUGCAUCCAAAGACGAUCAUGUGUACCACGUUGACGACUUUAAAGAUCUGCAUGCAAUCGCCAAUGGACUCUCUAGGAACCUGUGUAAAAGCAUCAGGGGUCCAGUUGGCAGCAGUAAAAGCCUCUAUCAUUUCUACCAAUCUAAACAAGACGUCACCCUGCCCUGUAGUACUCCAAUGCCCUCUGGACCUCUACCAUGCUCUGAAAUGUCAUGGUUUCAUAGCAGAGCUUCAUCAGAGGCUUUUAAUAUGGUCAAUGGAGGAAAGAUUAACCCGAGGUCACUCAAAACUGGUCGGGUGAGUUUGGGCGCCGACUGUUCUUUGGUCAUCAAACGUGUCACUGCUGAGGAUGUUGGUCGCUACACGUGUCGCUGGAACGAUGAUGAUCGUUACAAAGUCAAUGUGUAUCUCAGUCUGUUUACAAUCUAUCAAAUACCGACAAGCAGAUAUCUAAAGGAAUCAAACAAAGAUGAUGUCGCGCUACAGUGCAAAGUGUGGAAAUUCCCUGAUUACACUCCUUGUGGACCAAACAGUUUCCGCUGGUUUAAUGAGACAGGAGCUAUCAUUACAGAUCCUUUAAGACCUUCAUCCUGUGAAUCUGUUCUGAUUGUGACUCGUCAGAGCGGACACAACCAGACAUUCACCUGCCAGUUUGUUAAUGGGGAGAACAAUGUGGUGAUGAAAGCUGACUACACACCUGUCUUCCCAGAGAUGCAGGAGGACGUGAGCCAACAGUAACAAUGAUAAAGCACUUGGUGCUGCUUCUUCUGUCAAACUGUAACAACUUCCAGACCAAGAAAAAGUCAAACAUCAUCACAGUCACUCUACAGGACUGGUCUAAUUCAAUCUUAAAUGACUCAGUCAUUGCAGAGGCUGUUUAUCCAAACUCAGCAACAGUAUGGACCUUUUUCACCUCAUGAUGGUUUCAAACAGAUGUGUACGGUAGA
Cheilinus undulatus (humphead wrasse) is the source of this 2489-nucleotide messenger RNA. RefSeq lists its product as uncharacterized. The record is from RefSeq and is a predicted model, not a curated record. The coding region runs from base 1 to 2280 and encodes 759 amino acids. Lineage: Eukaryota; Metazoa; Chordata; Actinopteri; Labriformes; Labridae. The transcript has 14 exons.